Messenger RNA from Diaporthe amygdali, 6003 nucleotides. Its product is annotated as tRNA-splicing endonuclease. Lineage: Eukaryota; Fungi; Ascomycota; Sordariomycetes; Diaporthales; Diaporthaceae. Bases 1 to 6003 code for a protein of 2000 amino acids. The record is from RefSeq and is a predicted model, not a curated record. Gene Ontology annotation, biological process: termination of RNA polymerase II transcription. The transcript has 5 exons. Gene Ontology annotation, molecular function: transcription termination site sequence-specific DNA binding; helicase activity. Gene Ontology annotation, cellular component: nuclear body.
AUGGACGACACCAAUAGGCUAUACGAGGGGGUGACAGAAUCCUACCAAGAGUGGAUCAACCUACCUGAAGAAUAUCAUCUGCUUUGCCCUAAGACAGAGAGUGACGAUUCCGAAGACGAGUACAGCGCUGGUACAACUGAGGUCACCGCAGAGGAGACAGAGCGAAGAACCCAGGAGGCCAGACGUCGCGUCGAGCUCACCUAUGACCUCAGUCUCUUGUUGGGAAUCACGGAGGAGCAGUCCAGCGGCUGGAAAGAGCAAUGGGUCGAGCGGACUGAAUCUUUCCUGACAAAAUGCGAUGCCUGUGUGUUGCGCUGGCAUAUGCACCGAAAGAAAUUCUUCGAGAAAUUGCAAGGCUCUUUUGACGAAGAUGUUGCCACCAUCAUGGAGAACAAAUUGAACGAGUUCGACAAGUCUCGGAUAGACCGAGGGCUCCAAAAGGCGGCCGCUAUCCUCGAGGCGAACGGACCGAUGACUUCGGCCAAACUCGCUCACCAGGACAUGAAUGCCAUUGUGGCUCUGUUCGAGGCCUUGUGUUGCAUGGCCUAUGUUGGAGAGCCCCAGACUCGGCAACGCUACUUCAAUAAGGUGUUUCAGGACGUUCAAACUCGUAAACCACUGAAAUUGGGAGAACAGGUUGUGCCGACCAUGGCCUUUUUCCUUUUCGAGGAGGAUCCGUAUCGCAACCGGUUUGCCAAGUCGGCCUGGGAGGUCCUCAAUCCUGAGUGUCUUACAGAAGAGGAAUUCGACUUUGCAGUUAGUGAGUCACUCACAAACGCUAUCCGAGAAGUAGGUGCGGUAGACCCAGAAUCGGGAACCUUGCGCGUCUCCCAGAAUAAGGUCAAGGUCUUUUGGGAAGGGUUUCUCCUGCUUUUGAACUCUAUGAGCGAAGAGAUCGUGGUGCAUUGCCUUCGGGGCAUGGAGGCAGACGUUUAUCAGCUUGCCAUUCACCAUCUUCAGUUCUGCCACUCAGAUCAAAUCUUGCUGCUUGUCCUGCAGGCGAUCGCUGCACUUCUACAAAAGUCACCCAAAGCGUUUUGGGGUGCGUUAGAGCUUCCACGAGCCCAGCUUGCCCAAUUUGUCUUCAUGAACCCAGCUUUCAAGCAGUUGCUCUCACGGUCUUUGGAGUAUGAUAGACUUGUUGCAGACGGGCACACUCGUGUCCCCUUUCUCGCCAUAUGGGUCAGGACUGUUAUUGGAUCGCUCCAGCAGCACGAGUUGCCAGACGUUUGCAAGUCUCUCACAGACCAUCUUUUCUCUGCUCACCCCGAUUUAGAUGCUUCAAGAGAGGCACAGGUGACUCGAACCAUCGCUGGCUUGUACGCCUUGAAAACAUCGCUCGACAGCUUCAAUGGUGGCACCUUCCAAAUUCGCAUGGGCACAUCCAUUAUAUACAUUAAUUCCCUCAUCAACCUCGUCGUUCAAUAUGCGUCCAGCGUCAUCAAUCCUGCCGCAGAACUGCGACCGGAAGACCGAUUCAACGUAGGGUUAUCGCAAACAGCCGUCGACGUCAUCAAGACAUCUCUUGUCCUCGACUCGAAGACGACUCGUACGGAGUGGAUGACACUGAUGCGCGGAAAUGUCAAGAUACCCAGAACCAAUCCCAGGCAUUCCGCUCAGCUCUGGGACAGAUUCCUCGAGAUCUUCUGGCCUGGUCGGCCCGGCACCGUCGACAUCGCAAAGUCCAUGCUGUAUGCAAUGCACCCGCUCAACGGCAUAGGAAAGCUUUUGCCCCCAAAGAAAGAGGUUUUGAAGGAUCCCGAAAAGAAGCUGUUCAACCAGGACCUGGACCAGACGGCGGAAGCCGUUGGUCGCAUGAUGGAGCGCCUCAGCGGCUUUGCAUUUGCAGAUCUUGAGGCUCUUUGCAGUGAUCAACAAAGUGGUAUGAUGUAUGCCAUUGUUGCAUCUCUUGUGCAUACUGAGGAUCCUAUUCGCGAGGCUGGUAUAUCUCUGAUCAAGACGAUCACGAGCGAAACAACGAGAUCGGAUGCCGUAGCACAGAUGGCCCAGGACUAUUUCCAGCCAUUUCUGUCGACCUUCUCCGACGUCGUCCGGGGCGUCACAUACGACAAGGAUUCGAUGAAACCAUUUCCGCCGAUGCCCCAUGUUUUGACUUGCAGCCGGGACCUAGUCGGUGCCCUUUGCGAUACUUCUGGAUUGCUUAGGUCGAGAACACUAUCGGGCAUCGAGUACACUGCUGUCAUGUCAUGGUGGACGACCCAGUGGGAAGGAAUGCAGCAUGCUUUCCUUCAACUCCGAGUGUGGAACGAGCAAAUAGACAAGGCAAUCCUUGAAGUUUUUUGUCGUCAGACUAUGGAGCUCGCCCAGGCGCUUCUCGACCAGGACGGCGUCGUCGCGUCUGCGCUCAGUGCUCAAAACAUGGGAAAUGAGGCAAUGAAGGUCGUCCUAGAGCAGCCACGUUUGAACACCGGUGGGAUAACGAACAUGAUUAAGCUGCGUGAUAUUUACUUGUUAGACACGACUGUGCGGACACUGCUCAAGCUUCUUAGUCGUCUGGCUCAGGAAGACGGCAAAUACGCAAUCAACAGCAAUUUGACUGGAACGCAGAAAGCUGAGCUUCUGAAGGCAAUUGGGGAAGACGAACAAAUUCCGACCGUGUCGAAGGUCGUCGAGAAGCCAAAGAAACAGAUCAGUCUCGAUGCAUGGUCAAAAUCUGGUGCCACCACUCCGCUGUCUCGAUCUGGCAGCACCACACCUGUCUCCACGAGCCGAGACAUCAAGCCAUCCUCCAGCAAACUCGAAAAAUUGCGCUUGAGCGAAAAGACGAAGCCAAAGCUACUAAGACCCGAGCCAACCAAAGUCAGUCAAUCUAAGUUCCUCGAGGAUCGAAGGCGGGCACAGGCCGAAAAGGCUGAGCGGAAAGCCGCCGCCAUUGCCGAAGCCAAGGCUCUGCGUGUGGUGCCUGGAGAAGGAUCUGGCUUGAGAGGCGUCUCAGGGGUCAUAGGCAAAGAUCAUGGCCCGCAGCCGAAGAGCGAUAUGAUGGUAGACAGCUCAGAAGAAGAUGACGAGUCCUCGGAUGAUGAUGACCUGGUCACCAGCAAAGAUGGUAACAAGCUGGAUCAUGACGCAAAACAGCGUGCACUUCAGCUGGCGGCCAAGAGGAUGGGCCCAUUGAAGAAGGAGAAGGUGAAGCGAAGUGCCAAAGAUAUGCGGGCACGGAUCAUACCACCCAUGGACGUUCUGCACCAGUCCAUCCUCGAGUGGGACAUCUUCCACGAAGGCAAUGACCCACCGAAUGGAGAUGUGUGCCUCGAGGUUGCAAACACAUACAUGACUCAUCAUGACUACAAAUCGACCUUCUUUCCUCUCCUGCGGAAUGAAGCAUGGCGCUCUUUUGUGACGGCAAAGGAUGAAACGACGUCGAAGCCGUUUGGCAUCAAGGUGAUGAACCGCAUGACGGUCGAUAAGUUCAUGGAGGUCACGACUUCAAUGCCCAAAGCACAGAACAAGGAACGGGGGUUAAGUGAAGGAGACAUCGUGAUAAUAUCACAGUCAGAGGACCCGCUCAACCAGAAAGAUGCCGCUCAUUGUUUGGCUCGCAUAUGGAAGAUGACAUACAAAAAAGACAACCUCGAAGUGGCCUACCGCCUCAGCAGGAACAACAAGAUGCCAGAAUUGCAGCCAGGGGCACAGUUCACUGCCGUCAAGAUCACCAACAUGACGACAGUCGAGCGCGAAUACGCGGCAUUGGAGAGUUUGCAAUACUACGACCUUUUGGACGAAGUCUUAGAGGCAAAGCCUUCCCCAGUUCUCAAUUACGGAGAUGAAGCUAUUGAUUCGGUGAUGAAAAACUACUUCUUGAACCGCGCCCAGGCAAAGGCUAUCAUGAACGCCAAAGACAACGACGGCUUCACUCUCGUUCAAGGUCCUCCUGGAACGGGUAAAACGAAGACUAUUGUCGCCAUGGUUGGUGCAUUGCUCACCGGACACAUGAGCACCAGGCAUGCUGCUGCUGUCCCUGUUACUCGACCGCACGAGCUAGGAAACCAGGCAAACCAGCCUCCUCCGAUGAAGAAGCUAUUGGUGUGUGCUCCUAGCAACGCGGCUGUUGACGAAUUGGUUCUACGAUUGAAACAAGGCGUAAAGACGAUGAACGGCGCCCACCACAACAUCAGUGUCCUUCGACUCGGCAGGUCCGAUGCGAUCAACACACUCGUCAAGGAUGUGACCCUCGAUGAGCUCGUCAAAUCCAAGAUGGAAUCGGAGCUCAACAAGAACGGUCCAGUUGGCAGCGAACGCGAUAAAAUGCACCAGGAGGCUGGGGAGAUCAAAAUGCAGCUUAACGAUCUACGGCCCAGGCUCGAGGCUGCCAGGGCCAGCAGUGAUAGGGACGCUCAGAGCACCUUGGAGCGUCAAUUUGAUGUCUUGAAACGUCGCCAGGCCCAGAUUGGCGCCAAGAUUGACGCCGACAAGGACAGUGGCAACACGUACGUCCGAGAAAGCGAGGUCAGGCGCAGAGUAGUCCAGCAGCAGAUUUUGGAUUCGGCGCAGGUGCUGUGUGCAACGCUCAGCGGCAGUGGUCAUGAGAUGUUCAAGAACUUGAAUGUGGAAUUCGAGACAGUCAUCAUCGACGAGGCCGCACAGUGUGUGGAACUCAGUGCUCUCAUCCCGCUGAAGUAUGGAUGCACCAAGUGUAUCCUCGUCGGAGAUCCUAAGCAAUUGCCGCCCACCGUCCUUUCCCAAUCUGCAGCUCGGUUUGGUUACGAUCAGAGUUUGUUCGUGCGCAUGCAAAGAAACCACCCUAAAGACUGCCAUCUACUCGAUACCCAGUACCGAAUGCACCCGGAGAUCAGCGCGUAUCCCAGUGCCCAAUUCUAUGAGGGCAAACUCUACGAUGGAAUUGACAUGGGGUCUCUCCGCAAGCAGAAGUGGCAUGAGAGCAAAUUGCUGGGCCCUUAUCGCUUCUUUGACGUUGAAGGUGUUCAAGAGCGCGGCCGCAAAGGCCAAUCUUUGGUCAACACGAAUGAGCUCGAGGUUGCCAUGCAGCUGUAUACUCGCUUUAAGGUUGACUAUGCCGAUUGUGAUGUCAAGGGAAAAGUUGGCAUAAUUACUCCUUACAAGGCACAACUCUUCGCACUUCGGGAUCGUUUCGCCAAUCGCUUCGGUGAGGGGAUCUUCGACGAGGUCGAAUUCAACACAACCGACGCGUUCCAAGGUCGAGAGUGCGAGAUCAUCAUCUUCUCCUGUGUCCGAGCUAGCCCGACGGGAGGUAUUGGUUUCAUGACUGACAUCAGGCGUAUGAACGUCGGCCUGACACGUGCAAAGUCAUCGCUUUGGAUUCUUGGUGACUCAAGAGCAUUGAAGCAGGGCGAGUUCUGGGCUAAGCUUAUCAACGAUGCCAAAGAAAGGGAUCGCUACACUCGGGGCGAUGUGCUGUCAUUGCUAAGGAAGAAGAGCGAGAGGGUACCGCGAGUCGAGAAUGGCUUGGGGGACCGCAAAUCAUCCGACACAGAGAUGAAGGAUGCGCCUGCAAUUGCGAUCAAAGCAGAGAUGAAAGACGCGCCUGCAAUCGCGAUCAAAUCAGAGAUGCCAUCAAGAGGCCUAGCACCGCCACCUCAGUCCAUCGGCGGAUUCAAUGCGAAGGGGGAGAACAUUCCACAGCCAGUGAGAGGUCAAGGCCCUCCUCAGAUCGGAGAUUCAAAGAAGAGGCCGCUUGAAGGAGAUGACAACCAGUCUCCGGCACCGAAGCGCCCAAAUCACUCUUCAGCGAGUAACCGUCCAAUCCCAACUGGUCCCAAAGCAGCAAUAGUACCGCCCGCACCAACCAGGCCUAAGCCGCCGCCGAAACCUGUGGACCCGUCGGCCAUGGAGGUGUUGGGGCUUGCGCCUCCUUCAAGACCCCCGCCACCUCCGGCAAACCCGGCGCAAUCAUCGAGGCCGCCGGCACCGACGGCGGGACCGUCGAACGCACCACCUCGAGGCCCAAGGCCACCAAAGAAGAAGAAGGACCCUUUUAUUCAGCGGAAGCCGAAGAGGCCUUGA